AUGCAAUACCACAAUCUAUCCAGACGAGGGCGCUGUUGUGUUUCUUUUGAACGUAAUGAUCGUUGAGAAUAUGGUGGUGGACCGGUGGACCAGCAGCCAGUCAAGGCAGCAUGAUAACAACACAGCAGAGAUCAUUAUUUGAAGAACUGGGAUUUAAACAUAAUAAAUGUAUGCAACGAUAACUUCUGAGUCUUCUGGCAGACCAAGAGAGAGAGAAGCAAAUCCGGAUUCACCACUGUGACUUGUUUUGGGAAAAAAAGACCUAAGGUGGAGCUUUUACUCGUAUUGCCUUCUAGCUAACGUUAGCUGGCUAACAUGCAGCUUUAGUGUCUGAAUUUGCAGGAAAACGAGACUCUGGGAUAUAUCGAGCUGGAAUUUGCAUGGACUGCCACUACCUCGACCACUUUAACACUCAACUAUUAGCAUGCAGUUAAGACCAUGCUGGCCUUUCACUUUGCAGACAUAGCUGGUUAGCUAGCUACCUCUAAAGGGCCGACUCGUUAGCGCAGCUGGAAGCCGAACCCACGGCGCUUUUGGUCGGCCAGAGGAACAACGCCAUGUCGCGGGUUGAAAUCGGCCCACCCGUAGAGCUAACUUCAGGAAGCUAGCUGGAUAUAGCAGGCCGCUUCCGAUGGUCGUUAUCAUCCCCUAGACAGUUAAAUAUUUAGAUAAAUCACAACACAAAACCGAGAGGCACCUUUAACUUUCAUUAUGCACGGUGUUUUAUUUUGUUUUUAAUUUGUGGUAAUUGACGUAUUACUUAUAAAACUAAGGCACGUAAUUUUAUGUAUAGAGAAAUUUGCAUCAGCUAGCCACAAUACACAUCAAUCUAUCUAAAUAACUUUGGGCAAAGAUACGUGCGACAUUAAGGUACUUCUUAGCUUGAAUGGGAUUAUUUAAGUUGGCACAGCUGUUGAAAGCCACACAUGUAAACAAGUCGGACUGCGUUAAUGUUUUGGUUCGUUAUUUUAUUGCAAGGUUUCACUACAUAUCAUUCGAGAUGAUGCUGAGCUGUUACCUGAACGGCAGUUUAGCGUGUUAAAGCUUGGAUUUAUCUGGCAGUAAUUAGCUUUACACAGACACUAUAAGGCAUGGGAGUUGUUGACCUGGAGCAUAGCGAGACAUAUCAGCCAUUCAUUCAUGAUUGAUGACCUUUGAGGAAGCAGACUGUCCUUUACCCAUUUUCCACUACAGCUUAGCCACUGCAUCAAGCCACUAACAGUCUUUCUUGUUGUUAUUUAUUUUUAACCACUAAUGCCACCUAGUGAAAAAAAACUGAGGAGAUUUGAGUGUUAGUUUUUAGCAGCAUUUUCUUUUAAAGUCCCACUGACAUCCAACUGGAACUACUGGGGUGGAUGGGAACAUGAGGAGCUCUCUGUCUGAUCUGAACCAGCUUCCCAGUAGCUUGAAGAUCUGAUCAAAGCACAAGAGAGAGCCCCAUUGUGUGGACUGAAAACUGAAAAAAGAAAGAUGAUGUGGAUGAUGAUAAAAGAGGCCCAGUGACAGUGUUGAUCCCCGCACCAGGAAGCAGAGGAGUGUCAAAAGGUUGCAGACAUGAGUCUCCGCCAACCCACCUCUACACUGGACAGGCUCAGCAGUCUGACCAUCAGCGACUCAGAGCGCAAAUCCUCUGCCACCCAGCAGAGGGAGCCAUCGAUUGAAAUCCCUGCUGAGAUUACGGGUACUGGUCUUGUCCAGAGAUGUGUGGUCGUGCAGAAGGACCAGCUCGGCUUCGGCUUCACAGUAUGUGGAGAGAGAGUCAAGCUAGUGCAGAAUGUCCGACCUGGUGGUGCAGCAGUCAAGGCUGGGGUCCAAGAAGGGGACCGAAUCAUAAAGGUGAACGGCUCACUGGUGUCCUCCAUGUCCCAUCAGGAGGUGGUAAAGCUCAUCAAAUCUGGACCAUAUGUAGCUCUGACACUACAAGGGCCGCCCCCUUCAGCCGCCUCCUUGCCCUUAGAGCCCCUCCCCACUGAGCUCACAUCCAAUCAAAGAACAUCUCUGGGUGGGGAGGCCCCACCCCCUCCACCUCCACCCCUUCCCUCUGGACUGAGCAGCACCCCUUCCCAAAGAAUCACUGGACCCAAACCACUACAGGACCCAGAAGUACAGAAACAUGCCACUCAGAUACUCAGGAAAAUGCUGGAGCAGGAAGAGGCUGAACUGCAGGUGUUGAUGGAGGAGCAGUUGAGGAGCCCGUCCCUGUCACUGGGGGAGCGGAUUGAAAGUGCCAAGAGAAGAGCUCACCAAGUCAGGGUCAAGAUUCAGCAAGAUCUGGAGGGAACGCGAUCCGAAUGUCCCACAAGCUACGUCAUAGCAGGAGAAGGUCGACUAUCAUUGGAGUCAAGCGAAGGAGACAUGGAGGCCUUUGAGAGUCCCCACUCCUCCCCCUCAUCCUCCUUCAGGAUCCCCCAACACCGACGGCAGAACUCCGACACACACACCUUGUCUGAUUUGGGCGGAAAGGCCCAGAUCAUCGGCCCCGAGGAAGAGGAUGAAGAAGAUGACGGCUAUGCAUUUAACGAGAUGGACGGACCAUUCCAGGACAUUGAGUUGUUGAGGUCACGACCGGCACACAUGGCGGUGUUCAUGAGAUAUGUCUUCACCCAGCUUCUGGACCCCAACCCUCUGCUGUUUUACCUGUCGGUGGAGGCCUACCUGGGCUCCAGCACUAAAGACGCCCGCGCACUUGCACCUCAGAUCUGUUCCCAUUUCCUGGACCCAGAUGCUCCCCUGAAAAUCAAAGUACGAGAGGAGUAUCUCACAGAUAUAGAAAGUCGACUUCAUGCCCAGGAGGACAUCAGAGGACCUCUGUCCGAGCUGCAGCAGCUAGUGCUGCCGGACAUCCAAGACCAGAUACAGGACUACAGGAACAAGCAGAUGAUGGGUCUCGGCUCUCUGUUUGGUGAAGGGGACCUGCAGCAGCUGGAUGGAGACCCGAUGAAAGAGAGACAGGUGGUGGACAGACAAGUCACUGCCCUCUGGGAAAUACUAUCAAAGCACGAAGAGGACAGAAGUUCUCCUCUGGCGUCGGCUGUGCACCUAUACCUGCGUCAUUCUGGUAUCAAGCUGAGAGACUCCAAGGUCUUCCCUGGUCUGAGCACGGAGAAGGAGAAGUGGCUGGCUUUCUUAAAGACGAAAAAGCUGAGUGGUACCAAGAAAGAGAAAGAUGGAGAGGAUAAAAAGAGAAAUCCCAUCCUGAAGUACAUCGGCAAACCCAGGACCACAUCCCAGUCCACAUUCCAUGUCCCGUUGUCUCCCACCGAAGUCCGUCCUGGCAGUGUGAGGAACAUCAUUCAGCAGUUUGAGAACCACACAGAGACGGGAGAGGAGGGAGACGAUGCUGCCGACCCCCAGAGGCUCUCCACCAGCAGCCUGGGAGAAGACGGCAUGGACAGCCCCACAAUCUCAGUGCGUCUGGCACGCAGCGAGUCGUUGAAAGCUCAGGGAGAAGGGCGACGGCGGGGCGUCGUCUCGGGGACGGAGUCUGUCCCUCGCUCUCGUAGCGAUGUGGACAUGGAGGACUGCGGGGAGGAGAGGGAGGGGCCAGGCCUCAGGCUGCUGCAGCACAGCGCCUCGUCCUCUGCAUCCAGCAGCUCUGCACGGUCACUAGAGAACCCUACACCCCCAUACACCCCUCGGUCUAGACGCAGGAGUAUGGAUUCACCGUUGGCCCUGCUGCCAGACGCUGCAGCACUGGAGGAGGAGGUGUUUGACAGUCAGAUCUGGCAGGACACAGUUCCUCCUCAGCUCCUCGCCACACUCAGUCCAAGGGAGGUGGAAAGACAGGCCGUCAUAUACGAGCUGUUCACCACCGAGGCGUCCCACCUGCGGACCUUGAGGGUCCUGGACCAGGUCUUUUUCCAGAAGAUGAGGUCUGUGCUGAACUCUGAUGAGCUGGCCUGCAUCUUCCCCAACCUGCCCCAGGUCUAUGAACUCCACGCAAGUCUGUGCGAGGCGAUGAAGAAGAGAAGAGAAAAUCCCAUCGUUCAGGACAUCGGGGACGUUAUGCUGGCCAGGUUUGAAGAUGCAGCUGGAGAUGAGUUUCAGGAACAAGCGUCGCAGCUGUGCAGCCAGCAGUCUCAGGCUCUGGAGCUCAUCAAGAACAAACAACGUAAAGACCCUCGCUUCGCUCACAUCAUCCAGGAGUGUGAAGCUAGUCCUCACUGUCGGAGGCUGCAGCUCAAAGACCUGCUGGUGUCAGAGAUGCAGAGACUCACCAAGUACCCCCUGCUGCUGGACAACAUCAUUAAACACACAGAGGCUGCUUCGCCGGACCUCCCCUCACUUCAGCGCGCCCAGGCUUGUUGCCGAGGGAUACUGCAGGCUGUUAAUGAGGUUGUCGGGGAAAUAGAGCACCGGCAACGCCUCAGCCAAUACCAACGCAGGCUGGACGCUGCCCCUCUAUUCAAGAGUCUGGACCUCACCACUAAGAGAAUGAUUCAUGAAGGUCCUCUCACGUGGAAAGUCAGCAAAGAUAAGCAGAUAGAGAUUCAAGCACUGCUGCUGUCAGACUGCCUGGUCCUCCUACAGAGGGGCCCAGACGACCGGCUGCAGCUGAGAUAUCCAUCCCGCUGGCUGGGUGGAGGCAGCGGAGACAGCAAGACCUCCUUCAGCCCUCUGGUGAAGCUGGACUCUCUGCUUGUCCGCUUAGUAGCUACAGACAACAAAGCCCUCUACGUCAUCAGCACCACAGAGAGGCAGAUCUAUGAGCUGGUGGCUGGGACAUCAUCAGAGAAAAACACCUGGAAAGAUUUACUUGAAAAGACCAUCUCGUCAGCUGGUGGUUCAUCGCCCCUGAUCAAUCACGGAUCCAUGCCUAUAUCCUCCCCCAGUCUACGCAGUGCGUCCCCAGCCUCAACCAGCAGCAACGUCUUUGCAGACAACUCCACGACGGAGCAGUCGGAUUCAAUAGAGACUCAUUCCUCCGAGGACAUUGAGAUCUCAGAAAACGCACCUAGGGACCAAUCAGGAGCUUUCAUCUGUGGUGAGAGAAAAGACGGUGGUGUGGCAGAGGCCGCUUUACAAGAUGUUGAAACACUAAGGCAGCUGAUAUUACGAGAUUUGGAAGAUGACGGUUGGAGCCACGAUUCCGAUGACACGCCCACCAACGAGACGGCCAAUGGAAGGAGCUCGUUCACCGAAAGGCAGCGGCCAGAGUCUUUAGAGACUGUCCUCAACUUCAGCAUCAACGAAUGGGAGGCCGAGCCUGAAGAGGUUCUGCCUCAAGACGCAGAGCAACCCAGCAGCGUUCAGGUCGUACGGAAAGCUGUGGUUGCGGGUCCUUCUUCUUCUUCUUCUGUCCCUGAUGACAUCAUUGAUGGUGUCACCCUCCCCUCCGACCAAUCAUCCAAGCCGAGAGGCGAGGCCACUACGCAGGGGAACACUUUCUACUUGGUAAUGCCGACGGAGCAGGGAGAGAGCUUCACUGAAGACGUCAACGACCCUCCUACCCCCACAGGCAGCCACUUCCCUCAGCCUCUGGAGGAAGUGAUACCACCACGGACUCAUCCAGAGGAGGAAACGCUCACCUGCGGCGCAGAGCCCAACCAAUCAGAGGCUAUGCAACUGGAACGGGAAGAGAAAACGGGCCAAUCGCAGGCUGGGCAGAGCCACGUGAUCAAAAAUGUGGAUGAGAUUUUCCACACGAUUGAGGGGUUGACGAGCAAGUUGCGCCAGCUGAAGGAAAUCGAGAAGUCCCAUCACAAGCUUUUGAAAACCCUCAGAGAGCCCUUUGUCAAUCAGGACUCCGAGGACCAACCGUGUCACUCGGCAACCGUCUCCAGAACACCAUCUCUGGAUCGUAGCUCAGGAGACGGCAAAGAGGGCAGUCCAGCAGAGCCCAAGAUUCAGUCGACUGGAUUCUGACAUCGCUGCAGAGUGGAUUUACUUGCGGUCAAUCGAUCUUGAUUGUUGGCAUACGGACAGACCCAUGCGUACCCACUGUCGGACUCGGGCGCCACAGCCCUGCCUCCCCUCGCCCCCUCGUCCCUGCAUGCACUGGCCAGUGGAACAGAGCCCAGGAAGGACUGUAGCUGUUUGCUUUCUUUAAGCUGGCCGGAUUGACCAGGAUUUCUGAGGUCCGCACAACCUCGGACUUCUUCCAGAGCACGGGGGAGUCCAGGACCGAGUGAGGAAAGAGUAUCAAGGAAAAAAAAAAGUUGACUGGUUAAAGAGAGAAAGGAAGAAAAAAAAAAAAGUUGGAAAAAUUAUAAAGUGGGGGAAAAUGACCAAGUUGGAUAUAUGUGAAGAAAAAGGAGUUGUAUGUCUUGCUUUAAAGAGCUGGUUGAAGGAACGGCGCAGAAAAGUUUUGAAAUGUUAAUUUAAGGAAAAAUCCGAGGGACCCACCACCCCUGCACUUUACCCACAAUGCAUCCCUCUUUCAUGUAUGUCCUCUUCAGUGGACGGAUCAGGAACUGGAGAUGCCACUGGCUUUACAUUUAGGGGCCGACGUUACAAUGCCCAGCUCCCCGCCACUAGUUGCUUUACACGGAGUUCACCUGCCACCACGGCCGAAGGACUGUGUCUAUAUAAUUCAGGUUAUUUGCACUGGGUAAGGAAACCAAUAUCACACACACACAUUAAACCGUUUCAUUCAUCUCAGACCUUCGUAAUCCCCCCACUGUGGGGGAAACACUAGAGUUGUUGUCAUCAGGAACAGUUGCAGCCACGCUGACAUAUCCGUAAGCCCUCUUUUUUUUUUUUUUUUUUUAAGUAAAGCUUGGAACCAUCAGUGCAACUUAUUGAUGGUUAAAUGGUUUGUGUUGAUUGUUCACUUCAAAGUUCUGGAAACACUUCUGCACUGUAUACUACUGAAAUGCUGGCAGGUUUUAUUUUCAGCGCUGCUUCAGAGGCGUACAGGGAUCUCAGCGAUUUAAAAUAAACAAGCUCAGUGGAUUCGCACAGCUGUUCGGAUCAUGUAAAGUUGUUUUAAGUUAGGGAGAGAUCUGGUGUUUUGGGGCGAGGUUCAAGACAGGCAAUGUUGAUGACGCGCGUGAGGAAAGAGGACAAACGACGGAUUCAAACUUAGAAACUUGAAUUUUCACUGACGUCCUGUGUCGCUCAACCAAAUUGCUGCCAAAUAUCGCCGCUGACAUUGCCUGUCUACACUUUUAAGAUUUGACUGUGCGUCCUCCAUCCCUCUCUCCGGUGUAGUGUGUGUGUGUAAAUCCCACGGUAAAUACUGUGAACCAGCAACUCCUCCCUUCCCCCAUGCAGCAGUCGUACCAUACAUAGUGUUUAUAGCCAUCUAGCCUACGUCUUGUCCCCGUAUUCUUCUCAGAACAAGUUAUAUUUAUUAGGAGAAAGGAAAAGCUUUUUAAAAAUUUAAUUUUACAAACUAAAGCACGUGGUCCAAUCAAAAAUCAACAAGUAACCGCUAUAUGCAACUGUGCUGUGAUCACAGCAGUUCGAUUAAGUAAAAAAAAAAAAAAAAAAUGUAAAGGGGUAGUUUGACAUUUUGGAAAAUACAUUUACGGGCAAAGAUCGAUACCACUUUCAUAUAUGUACGGUAAAUAUGAAGCUAACGACAGCCGCUGCUUAGCUUAGCAUAAACACUGGAAUCGGGGGAAAUUGCUACCCUGGCUCGCUCUUAAGGUAACAAAAUCCACCAACUAGCACCUAAAGAGCACAGUGAUUAACAUCUCAUUAGUUCCUGCAGCCUCUGCGCCUGAACUGCGCCUCAUCGUUUUCGCGUGUUUGGUGUUUUACGCCAAGCUAAGCUAACCAGCUGCUGGUUCCAGCUCCGUACUUGAAGCACAGACGAACGAAUGGUAUCGAUCUCAUCCAACCCGUGACAAGGAAGCUAAUAAUGUCAAACUAUUCCUUGAACUAUUUUUGGAUCAUAUGUAGGAGGAAUUUAAAGUCCUUGACAUUCAGAAAGGUUUUUGUACGCCUUGGUUGAGGCACGUGUAACCAGCAAAGACUGACACUAGAGCCAAGUGCUUUUUUUCUCAAACGCCAUCUAUCUUGAACUAAUUCCAAUAAACCCUAGACCGAAAAGAUGUAUUUAAAAUGUCACAAGGAAGGAACUUCUUUUAGAGAAGUUAUUUUGUGUACCAGUUUAAAUGUUUUUCUUUUUUCGUCUCUUUCUUUCUCUUAUCAAGCUGGGCAGAAUCACACUGGACUGGAUUUUAUUUGAGCUGGUUUCAAAUACUGAGGAGCACUUUAGUGAGUUACCCAGCAAAACUGACAAUACACUACCAAACUGCACAAACCAGGAGCCAAGUAUAUUUACAAACUACCAGCCAGAUUCUGCUAUUAAAAUGAUAUUUCACUGCCUGGUGGAAGGUUUUCACUCUUUAGCCAGCACACACUGAAGGCGUUGUUUGAUGAGAAGUGUAACUCGGCUGUCGCAUAUGAUAUAAAAAAAAAAAAAGAGUGGACUU
This is a messenger RNA of Perca flavescens (yellow perch), 8384 nucleotides long. It is a transcript of the gene arhgef11, whose product is annotated as Rho guanine nucleotide exchange factor (GEF) 11. Bases 1555 to 5865 code for a protein of 1436 amino acids. The transcript has 41 exons. Lineage: Eukaryota; Metazoa; Chordata; Actinopteri; Perciformes; Percidae. Gene Ontology annotation, molecular function: G protein-coupled receptor binding; guanyl-nucleotide exchange factor activity. The record is from RefSeq and is a predicted model, not a curated record. Gene Ontology annotation, cellular component: cytoplasm. Gene Ontology annotation, biological process: intracellular signal transduction; G protein-coupled receptor signaling pathway.